UCUCUCUCACUCUUUCUCUGGCAGCACUCAGCUUUUUUGGCAGGAGUGACCAGAAUAAAAACAGCAACACCAGACACAGAAGAGAAAAAAAGUGCAGUGAUCCAUCGAACCAACGGCUUUGCCCUUUCUUAAUUACGUCGUGUCCAGUAUCAUUUUCUUUUUUCCUCCCCUCUUCUUUUUUUUCAGACAUUUUUGAAGUGGUAAUUAGCUCUUGGAGAAUAAAACCAGCUGAUUCGGGGAGGGCCAGUGCAUUUUGGAGCGAGAUGGCUAACAGGAGGGCUGCGAUGCUCCUUCUCGGAUUCUUCCUCGCCGCACAGCUGAGUCCUGCGCUGCAAGGAGGGGUGUAUGUGCCUCAGGGUUCAGCUGGAGGAGGACCAGGUGGGGCUGGAUAUCUACCAGGUGCUGGACUUUACCCAGGGGUAGCCCAGAGUGCUUCAACUUUCUGUGGAGCAGAUGGACGCUGCCUCCCACAUGGUGCUGGGACGUCCCAAUACAAAGCAGCAAAAGCAGCAGCAGGAGGAUAUGGAGGAGCUGCUGGAACUGGUGCUCAAACAGGAGCUUUAGGGGCUGGAGGUUAUGGAGCUGGUGGUUAUGGGGCUUAUGGUGCAUAUGGUGGUGCUGGAAGGUUCUACCCAAUGGCUGGAGGUCUGAAACCAGCUAAAUCAGGCACUGGGCUACCGGGUGGUCUUCCAGGAGGUGGUUUACCUGGAGGUCUGCCUGGAGGAGGUCUACCUGGAGGUGCUGGAGUAAAGCCCCCUAAAGGCGGGCCAGGUGUAGGAGGAACUGGUACUGGUCUCCCAGGCUUUGGCAUUCCUCAGACUGGUGUACAAGGACUGGGCCCUGGUGGGGUUGGACCUGGAGGGAAAGCAGCAAAACCUGGAAAAGCUCCAGUGCCGGGAGUGGGAGUGCCUGGUCCGUAUCAAGGAGGACUUGUUCCUGGACAAGGCUUCAAUGGACGGGGUGUUCUUCCCGGUGUAGCCACUGGAAAUGGACUCAAGCCCAAAUCAGCUGCUGGUGGUGCUGGGCAGGGUCUGGGACCAGGUGCUGGUGGACGUGGAUAUGGUGGACCACUGCAACAAGGAGUUUUUCACGGAUACCCCCUGAAAUCCCCCAAAUCCCCAGGUGCUGGUUUGCCCUACACUGGUGGUAAACUUCCAUACGGUUACGGUGGCUUUGGUGGAGGUGGUGGACUCCCCGGUGGGAAAGCAGGAGCUGGCUCCAAGCCGGGUUAUCCAACAGGGACUGGUGUGGGAUCUUUAGGGGCCUCCGCUGCACAGGCCAAAGCUGCUAAAUAUGGUGCUGGAGCUGGUUUAGGUGGAGCUGGAGCUGGAGCUUACCCGGGUGGUGCAGGUGGACUUUACCCAGGGGCAGGAGGUGGGGUCUCUGCUGCACAGGCCAAAGCUGCUAAAUAUGGUGCUGGAGCUGGUUUAGGUGGAGCUGGAGCUGGAGCUUUCCCGGGUGGUGCAGGUGGACUUUACCCAGGGGCAGGAGGUAUUGGAGCUGGUUUAGGUGGAGUUGGAGGUCUGCCAGGCGGUGCUGGGGGACUAUACCCGGGGGCAGGAGGAACAGGUGCUCUUACACCAGCUCAAGCUAAAGCAGCUAAAUAUGGUGCUGGUCCUGGUGUUACUGGAAUUGGUGGUGCAGGCACUGGCAGACUCUUUCCUGGGGUAGGAGGUGCAGGAGCAGUUCCUGGUGGUGCUGGGAUUGUGCCAGGAGCCGGAGGGGUCUACCCUGCAACAGGAGGUCUGACGCCCGCUCAAGCCAAAGCAGCUAAAUACGGUUUAGGUGGGGCAGGUGGAGCUGGUGGUGGGCCUGGUUUUGGAGGACUGUACCCUGGAGCAGGAGGUGCAGGUGGUGUACCAAUUGGUGGAGUAGCAGGGGGAGCUGGAGCAGUUCCUGGAACAGCACCAGGGGCUGGAGUGUAUCCAGGUGGAGCGAAGCCUCCUAAAUAUGGUCUGACACCCGCUCAAGCCAAAGCAGCUAAAUACGGUUUGGGUGGGGCAGGUGGAGCUGGUGGUGGGCCUGGUUUUGGAGGACUGUACCCUGGAGCGGGAGGUGCAGGUGGUGUACCAAUUGGUGGAGUAGCAGGGGGAGCUGGAGCAGUUCCUGGAACAGGGGCUGGAGGUCUGACGCCCACUCAAGCCAAAGCAGCUAAAUACGGUUUGGGUGGGGCAGGUGGAGCUGGUGGUGGGCCUGGUUUUGGAGUACUGUACCCUGGAGCAGGAGGUGCAGGUGGUGUACCAAUUGGUGGAGUAGCAGGGGGAGCAGGAGCAGUUCCUGGAACAGGGGCUGGAGGUCUGACGCCCGCUCAAGCCAAAGCAGCUAAAUACGGUUUAGGUGGGGCAGGUGGAGCUGGUGGUGUUCCUGGUUUUGGAGGACUGUACCCUGGAGCGGGAGGUGCAGGUGGUGUACCAAUUGGUGGAGUAGCAGGGGGAGCUGGAGCAGUUCCUGGAACAGGGGCUGGAGUGUAUCCAGGUGGAGUGAAGCCUCCUAAAUAUGGAGGAGCAGCAGGAGGGGCUGGUGUUUUCCCAGGCUACGGUUCUGUUGCUGGGAUCGGAGGACCUGGAGCUGUGCCUGGGGCUGGAGGGCUAGGAGCUGGCGUCAAACCUCCUAAAUACGGAGUAUCAGGAGGAACAGGUUUCGGAGUCCCCGGAGGAGUCCCAGGAGGAGUACCUGGAGGAGUACCAGGAGGAGUACCAGGAGGAGUACCAGGAGGAGUCCCAGGAGGAGUACCUGGAGGAGUACCAAUAACCGGAGCUGGAGGAUACCCUGCUGGUGCCAAAGCUCUUAAAUAUGGUUUGGGUGGUGGUGGUGGUCUACCAGGAGGGACUGGAUUUGUCCCUGGGCUUCAGAGACCAGGUUUGGGCGGAGCUGGGGGAGUCUUGGGUGGAGUUGGAACAGGAACUGGAUAUCCCACUGGAGGAUAUGGAACCGGGGCAAAACCACCUAAAUACGGUGUUCCCGGUGGUGUUCCUGGUGGAGUACCCGGUGGAGUACCUGGUGGUGUUCCGGGAGGUGUCCCAGGUGGAGUACCUGGUGGUGUACCUGGUGGAGUACCUGGCGGUGUACCUGGAGGAUACCCAGCAGGAGCUAAACCUCCAAAAUACGGAGUCGCGGGAGGUGCAGGAACGGUACCCGGUGCAGGAGCACCACUGCCUGGGACAGGAUUGACACCAGGAGGAUAUCCUAGUGGAGUCAAACCUCCUAAAACUGGUGCUGGGAUCACUGGAACUGGUAUAGCAGGUCCUGGUGCAACACCUGGUGGUGACGUGGUGGUCGCACCGGGUGGCACUGGGGUGCCCGUUGCACCAAGUGGAAAACCAGCAAAGCUUCCAACCCUGACGCCCUCAGGGACAGAUCUACCUGGACCGACAGCUAUUGUAGCCACUGGCAAGGCCCCUGAGCUCAGUGGUGUGCAAAGAGGGCCUAGUGGUGCGGGUGGGGUUCCUGGUGGGGUUAACCCCUAUGGCUAUGGCCCAUUUUAUGGCGGCACUGGGCCUUCUGGAAUCGGAACCGGUGUGUUACCUGGAGCCAAACCUCUGAAAGCCCCUGGUGUUGGAGGGGCAGGAGGUGUUCCUGGACUCAUAGCUGGAGCAGGUGGGGGGUAUCCAGCAGGUGUUGGAUUGGGAGCUGGUGGUGUUGGAACUGGAGCUAAACCCCCUAAACCAGGCUACGGCUCUUUGGGUACAGGAUAUGCACAGCCAGGUGGUGCAGUUCCAGGAGGAUAUGGAGGAUAUCCACAAGCAUAUCCAGGAGGAUAUGGAGCAGGACUGUCACCACAACAAGCCAAAGCAGCCAAAUAUGGAGGUGGACUGACGGGAUUCCUGGGAGGAGGUUAUCGAGGUGGAGCGGGCUGCCAAGGGAAAUACUGCGGGAGGAGGAGAAAGUAAACGAUCUCUUGAGAUGUGAAGUGACCUCAAGAAACAUGGUGCUACUGCAUGCUCUAGAAUGUACUUUUGAUACUCAAACAAACGAUCCCAUCAUGCACAAGUGUUAUGUUUUGAUAGUAAAUAUUUGUAACGAAUCCAAAUCCAGGUCCAUAAAACGCCUAGUGUUUUGUGGCAUUAACUCCAGUCCUGAUUGUUUAUGGCACAUUCCAUCUUGUUACUGUUUCCGGUUGUAGGGUUGCAUAUGUAACCGGGUUCAUUAGCUGCCAAUGCUUUUGUGCUGUGUAACUGUAAAGGUUUCAAGACACCCCCGGAAGCUCACGAUCUAGCUCUCGAGACUCUUAAAGUAAGAGCAUUUCUUGGCUAUCUCGCCCGCACGAGGUUUUUUAACGUCCCUGCCGUGAUAGUCCUGUCAUACUGCUGAUUAAACUCUGGGUUGAAACACUUCACAUCUGGCCGUGCUUCAGCUUAGCAGUUUGCUUGUUAUUUUUGACCCUUUUUAGGCUUUCUGUGCAGAUGAGCCUUACAAUUACAGUCCUUUAUGGGUAAAUGCCCUCGGAUAUUUUGCAUAAAGAAAUCCUAUUUUUAGGAGCAUUUUGGAACAUUAGGAAUAUAAAAAUGCGUUUUACUUCUGAGGGGUUGUUUUGUAAUUAUUUCUCGACAUGUUCUUGACAUGUUCUUUGUGAGAUUCACCCCUCGAUGAUUUGCGUGUCUUUUGAUUUGAGACGCUCCACCCAUGUGUUUUUAUAAGUAGGCCAUAAAAUGCGUGCGGAUGCUACGAGAGCCUCGCGGAUGUCGAACACACCCCUGAGAGCGACACGCGUGCGGCUCGAGUCCUGCACACUGUGUGAAGUAUGAAGAGCAGAAGUGAACGGCGGCUUGUGUCUAAUAUUAAUCACCUUGUGGAAAUCUGUUUUGGGAUCUGUCUGGUGAAGGGAACAAAUUGAAAAGUAAACGUGUAAAAUAGUAAUCAUUAUGUACAUUAUGUAUGUUUAAACCUGGAAGAUUAACAGAUGUGCUUAUGUUUUUCCCUGGACCCGGGGCCUACAGGUGCUUCCAUCGUUUGACCAAGAAUGUGUUUCUUUAAUCAUUGUGUAUUCACAUAGAGUUAGUUUAUUAUAUACAUAUAAAAUAUACAUAAAUCAUACGCUUACAGUAGGUUGGAUCAUUAUACACCGGUUAUUUUUUCUUAUGUUGUUUGUUUUGUACCAUUUGAACUUGACAUGUUGACCAAUUAUCAAGUUUGUACACGUAUGACAAUCAUUGUUUUUUUUUUUUUGCUUUAAAUAGCUUGUGCAUUGUAGUCACUAUGGAACUUGCAAAACUGUGUGUGAUAUUUUAAGAUGUGAGUGUAUGUGUGUGUGUGUGUAGGUUAUUAUGUACGUAAAUCCCCCCAAAGUGUGUGUGUGUUUGUCCGUCCCAAAAGCCUCACUAGCCAAUGUAUUAUCAAACAUAUAAUGUGUCAAUUUUUGCUAUAUUUGGUUGAUACUGUUUUUCGAUCCAUCCGGAGAGACACUUUAUCAUGUAUUAAUAUACCUGGUGCUGUAUUUGACCUGCCUGUGAGCCCUACCAGGUCUUCUCUAUUGUGCCGUAGGAUUUCCAUCUUAUUUAAAUAAAGGGGCGGGGCUAUUGCACUUUUUCCACAACCUAUAUUCUGACUAGUUCCCGGAAAUCCCGGCCUUUUACCUGCUCUAGUGAAAAAUGAAAUAAAAUAUUUUAAAUAAAAAAA
Pimephales promelas (fathead minnow) is the source of this 5616-nucleotide messenger RNA. The record is from RefSeq and is a predicted model, not a curated record. Lineage: Eukaryota; Metazoa; Chordata; Actinopteri; Cypriniformes; Leuciscidae.